This is a messenger RNA of Dromiciops gliroides (monito del monte), 1612 nucleotides long. RefSeq names its product kelch domain-containing protein 3-like. Gene Ontology annotation, molecular function: chromatin binding; protein binding. The record is from RefSeq and is a predicted model, not a curated record. NCBI's taxonomy places the organism in Eukaryota, Metazoa, Chordata, Mammalia, Microbiotheria, Microbiotheriidae. Gene Ontology annotation, cellular component: cytoplasm.
AUCUAGGUAGCAGAGACAGCGGGGCAGGCUGGCCGUGCUGUGCGGGCAUGUGUCGAUAGCCACAUCCGGGGGGAAUGUUACGGUGGACGGUGCACCUGGAGGGCGGGCCCCGCAGGGUGAAUCAUGCAGCAGUGUCUGUGGGGCACCGGGUGUAUUCAUUUGGAGGACACUGUUCUGGAGAAGACUAUGAGACAUUACGCCAGAUUGAUGUACACGUUUUCGAUGCAGUGUCAUUGCGUUGGAUGAAGUUGCCCCCAAUGCGGUCCAGCAGACAGGCUGUGGAAGUGCCCUACAUGCGUUAUGGACAUUCGGCCGUCCUCAUUGAUGACACUAUCUACCUGUGGGGUGGACGCAAUGACACAGAAGGAGCCUGCAAUGUGCUCUAUGGCUUUGAUAUCAACACUCACAAGUGGUUCACACCCAAGGUAUCUGGGACAGUGUCUGGGGCCCGAGAUGGACAUUCAGCCUGUGUCCUGGGCAAGAACAUGUAUGUCUUCGGGGGCUAUGAGCAGCUGGCUGACUGCUUUUCCAAUGAUAUCCACAACAACAUGACGUGGACCCUCAUUUCUGCCAAGGGCACUCCCGCACAAUGGAGGGACUGUCACUCAGCUACAAUGUUGGGCAACCUCAUGUAUGUUUUUGGGGGUCAAGCUGAUCGAUUUGGACCCUUUCACUCAAAUAAUGAGAUCUAUUGUAACCGAAUCCGUAUCUUUGACACAAGGGCUGAGGCCUGGUUGGAGUGUCCAUCUACCCCAUUGUUGCCUGAGGGUCGAAGAAGCCACUCUGCCUUUGGGUACAAUGGGGAGCUGUACAUAUUUGGCUGCUACAACGCAAGGCUGAAUCGGCAUUUUCAUGACCUCUGGAAGUUCAAUCCAGUGUCCUUCUCUUGGAAGAAGAUUGAACCUAAGGGAAAGGGGCCAUGCCCCCACCGAUGCCAGUGCUGUUGCAUCAUGGGAGACAAGAUUGUCCUCUUUGGGGGCACUAGUCCUCCUGAGGAAGGCCUAGGAGAUGAGUUUGACCUCAUGGACCACUCUGACCUACACAUUCCAGACUUUAGUCCCAGCCUGAAGACCUUGUGCAAACUGACUCUGAUUCAGUAUAACCUGGACCAGACCUGUCUGCCCCAUGAUAUCAGGUGGGAGCUGACUGCCAUGACCAACAGCAACAUCAUCCCAUGGGUAGAGGGAAGCCUCCAUUGCUUUCCCUACUGAUCUUGCUGCUGCCCUCACCACCCCUUCCCAUCAUUUGCGAGCCUGCCACCAUGGGCCCCUGGACUUUGUUCCCCUGCAGCUGGAGGUGCUGGACUAGGGAUUUUUUCUGUGCUGUGGACUUUUGGAGGGGCAGCUGGGGGAGUACAGGGGCCCUCCCCUUAUCCCCUCCCCCUUGGGGCUCAGGCCCUCUCACUUUGGUGCUCUCCCCAUCCAUGUCCUCUUUCCCUCUGAUUGUUCCUUAGCAUCUGUCAUCUGUUUAGGGUAUCCACAUAUCUUAUGCGGUUUGAGGGAGGUAAGAUGGGGAAGCAUCAGUACCUAAAUGUAGCUUCACUGCCUCCUCCACCUUCAGGAGAAACCCUUAGGCCCAAUUCCUCAACCCUGCCUGAGCCAUGAGUGGUGUC